GUUUUCCUCUGCCCCAGCUGAAAGUUCUAAAUAUUUUCACUAUGAAGCUGCUGAUCCUCGUUUUUGUGUUCGUCGCCUCUGUGGCCUGUGUUAUGGCUCUGAGAAAUGAAAUCUGUGGUCUACCUCAUUCACUUGAUGGAGACUUAGAAUGUAGAAUCUCCUGCGAGGCUUACUUCCCCAGCUGGUCCUACGAUUCCGCCCAUAAUGAGUGCGUGAAAUUCAUCUACGGUGGCUGUGGUGGCAAUGCCAACAGAUUCCCCUCAAAGGAACUUUGUGAAAAGAAGUGCUUGGAAUAAAAUGGAAAUCGAGCAUCUCCA
This is a messenger RNA of Drosophila eugracilis, 317 nucleotides long. Its product is annotated as male accessory gland serine protease inhibitor-like. Gene Ontology annotation, molecular function: serine-type endopeptidase inhibitor activity. The record is from RefSeq and is a predicted model, not a curated record. Bases 42 to 296 code for a protein of 84 amino acids. The transcript has 2 exons. Lineage: Eukaryota; Metazoa; Arthropoda; Insecta; Diptera; Drosophilidae.